Molecule: messenger RNA, 5292 nt
Organism: Cyprinodon variegatus (sheepshead minnow)
Lineage: Eukaryota; Metazoa; Chordata; Actinopteri; Cyprinodontiformes; Cyprinodontidae
Product: A disintegrin and metalloproteinase with thrombospondin motifs 14-like
Exons: 22
Coding region: 294-3950 (1218 amino acids)
Biological process (GO): proteolysis; extracellular matrix organization
Cellular component (GO): extracellular matrix
Molecular function (GO): metalloendopeptidase activity
Source: RefSeq, a predicted model, not a curated record
UUCCGGCUCUUAUACCGGGGAGUUUGUCGUCAUCACCACCACUAGAUCCCCCCCCCUCUGCUCGGUUCCCUAAGUGCACGCCACAGUCUCGGUGUGUGCAGUUCAGCGCGGGCCAACACACUGGAAGCAGCUUCAGUUUGGCGUGUAGAGAGGACGACGCUGAGAAAUGCCCGGCCGCCUCGCUGGAGCUCAGCUCUGAGCACUUUUCCUCUGCAUUUUUUGGGGCUUUUCAGAGUUAACAACUGAAGGGGAAAGUUAGAAAAGUUGCAUCCCCUCACAUUUUAACUCGAGCUAUGGAUUGUAUAUAUUUAUUGAUGUGGUUUUCAUUUUGUCAAGUAUAUUUAGAAACUAUUUUGGCUGCAGAAUCAGAUGAAAAACUCUCUGGAAAGUUAAGUGAAUAUGGUCUUAUGGUGCCAAUCAGCACAGACUCCCAUGGCAGAUACAUUUCUCACGUGGUUUCUGGUGGAAGUAAAAGUGAGGCUGCUGCUGAAAAUCUUUCAGCCUCUGGCAGUGGAAGAAGGGUGGCCCGCAGUGUCCCCCCAAUACCAUCAGUCACCUCUAGCUCAGGUCACCACCUUUUUUUCAAUGUCACCUUGUUUGGGAAAGAGCUUCACCUUCGCCUCAGGGCCAACAAGAGGUUGGUGGCCCCUGGGGCUUUCGUGGAAUGGCAGGAGGAUUUUGAGGAAAAGACAAAGGAACACAUCCAUGGGGACUGUGUCUUCACUGGUGAUGUGACUGACAUGCCAGAGGCCUCUGUGGCUAUCAGCAACUGUGAUGGACUGGCAGGCCUGAUCCGCACCGAUAAUGGCGAGUUUUUCAUCGAACCACUUGAGAAAGGCCAACAGGAUGUGGAAGUAAAGGGUCGAGUGCAUGUGGUCUACCGCAGAUCGGCCAUCAAGCAGGAGACAGCCCAGCGGAAUGAGGACUUUCACAAUGAAGUGGCAGAUGUUGGUAUUGCAGACCUCCCCGCAGCUCUGGAUCUGGUUGAACAUAAACUAUCUGAGUCAGAGCGCAAAAGGAGGCAUGCAAAAACAGACGACUACAAUAUCGAGGUUCUGCUGGCUGUGGAUGACUCUGUGAUACGUUUCCACGGCAAGGAGCAUGUGCAGAAUUACGUCCUGACCCUAAUGAACAUUGUUGAUGAGAUCUACCACGAUGAAUCUCUGGGAGCCAACAUCAACAUUGUGCUAGUCCGUAUGAUAAUGGUCGGGUAUAGGCAGUCUGUAAGCCUGAUUGAGCGGGGCAACCCAUCCCGCAGUCUGGAACAGGUGUGCCGAUGGGCCAACUCUCAGCAGCGCCACGACCCUGAGCAUGCAGAGUACCACGAUCACGCCAUCUUCCUCACAAGGCAAGAUUUUGGUCCCGCAGGUAUGCAAGGUUAUGCUCCAGUUACUGGCAUGUGUCACCCGCUUAGGAGCUGCACCUUGAAUCAUGAAGACGGCUUCUCCUCUGCCUUCGUGGUUGCUCAUGAAACAGGUCAUGUGCUAGGUAUGGAGCAUGAUGGCCAAGGGAAUCGUUGUGCUGACGAAACCAGUAUGGGCAGCAUCAUGGCUCCACUUGUCCAAGCAGCUUUCCAUCGUUAUCACUGGUCACGCUGCAGCAAACAGGAGCUCAACAGAUAUAUUCACUCCUAUGACUGUCUUUUGGAUGAUCCCUUUGAACACAAGUGGCCCAAGCUCCCUGAGCUUCCUGGAAUUAAUUAUUCAAUGGAUGAGCAGUGCCGUUUCGAUUUUGGUGCCGGUUACAAAAUGUGCACAGCUUUUCGAACCUACGAUCCUUGUAAGCAGCUGUGGUGCAGCCACCCAGACAACCAGUAUUUCUGUAAAACGAAAAAAGGUCCUCCUGUAGAUGGGACAGAGUGUGCACCUGGAAAGUGGUGCUUCAAGGGUCAUUGCAUCUGGAGGUCCAGUCAAGAACCGCAGGGACAUGACGGAAACUGGGGCUCAUGGUCAAAGUUUGGAUCGUGUUCCAGGACAUGUGGAGGUGGUGUUCGCUCUCGCAGCAGACAGUGCAACAACCCUCCGCCUGCCUACGGUGGUCGGGACUGCUCGGGCUCUGCUUUUGACUACCAGAUGUGCAACACGGAGGAGUGCGCUGGCCCUUAUGAAGAUUUCCGUGCUCAGCAAUGCAUCCAGCGGAGCAACAAAUACCACAACAACAAAAAGCACACCUGGCUGCCUUACGAGCACCCGGAUGAGGCCCGUAAAUGUGAACUGAGCUGUAAGUCGAAAGACACCGGAGAGGUGGUGUUUAUGAACCAGGUGAUGCACGAUGGGACGAGGUGCAGUUACACAGACCCCUUCAGCGUCUGUGCUCGAGGAGAGUGUCUGCAUGUAGGCUGCGACAAAGAGGUCGGCUCAUACAAAGAAGAGGAUAAAUGUGGAGUUUGUGAGGGGGAUAACUCUCACUGUCGUACUGUGAAGCUGACACUCACUAAGACCCCUAAAAAGAAUGGAAUGCUUAAAAUGUUUGACAUCCCAAUGGGAGCCCGACACAUAAUUAUUGAAGAAAACAAUACCUCCCCUCACAUAAUUGCUGUAAAGAAUCAAGUUACCGGGCACUUCAUAUUAAAUGAAAAAAGCGAAGAUGCUGAAUCAAAGACCUUCAUCGAAAAUGGUUUACAGUGGGAAUACUCCAUUGAUGGAGAGAGGGAGACAUUAAAAACAACUGGUCCUCUGCAUGAAGGCAUUGUAGUUCUGGUCAUUCCACUGGAAGAAGAUGUCAAAAUUAGUUUGACUUAUAAGUACAUAAUACAUGAGGACCUGUUGCCAUUGAUCACCAACAACAAUGUGCUUCUUUCUGAGCUGGAUACGUACGAGUGGGCACUGAAAAGCUGGUCUCAGUGCUCCAAACCUUGUGGCGGUGGUAUACAGUACACAAAAUAUGGAUGCAGGAGGAAGAGUGAUGGUCGUUUAGUCCAUAGAAACUUUUGUGAAACCAGCAAAAAGCCCAAACCUAUUCGCAAACGCUGCAAUGUUCAAGAGUGCAACCAGCCCACGUGGAUAAUGGAAGACUGGAGCCCAUGCAGUAAGACCUGCGGGAAGGUCGGCUACCAGACCAGAGUGGUGCAGUGCAUGCAGCCACUCAACAAUGGCACCAGCCGGACUGUCCACAGUAAACACUGCACAGGCAAUCGGCCAGAGAUAAGGAGAGUGUGUAACUACACCGCAUGCCCCUCUCAGUGGAGGACUGGGGCGUGGUCUGAGUGCUCAGUGACAUGCGGCGAAGGGAUUCAGGAAAGGCAGGUGGCCUGCAAGGCCAGCGACAGUACCUUGACAGAAUGCGAGGGAGAUAAGCCGGAAACAGUCAUUAUCUGCAAGCUAAGUCCAUGUCCAGAUAAUUCUACAAUAAAGGAUGAAGCUGCAAUCCACGAUGUUUCUCCACGAUCUUCUAAUGAGCCAUGUUUGGGGGAUAAAUCAAUUUUCUGUCAAAUGGAAGUUUUGGCCCGUUACUGUUCCAUCCCUGGAUACUAUAAGCUUUGUUGUGAGUCAUGCAACAAAAAGGAAAGCUUCGCAACACACGUUCCUGACUCCAGGUCCAAGACUGGGCCAGAGACUUCCACACGGUCUCAUUCUGCCUCAGCCAAGAAAUUGUGGCUGGCAACCACCACUCAGGGCCUGCCGCAAACCACUAAAGCCAUGAGACAACGAUUGUUCUCCACCACCCCCGUGCCAAACACGGCUGACACUGCUAAGGUUCUUCCACCAACAGAUGCUACUCUGUACCCACACCCCACCAGCGACUCCUUUCCAAAUGAAGAGAGGAGAGAUUCCCAUGCGGAUACUCAUCUACCUCCAGGGCCACCACAGCCCACACCAGACUUAAGUAGAGGUGUUUUGAAAAGGCACAGUCUUAAGAGUACUUUAGGCCCUGUUGCCAUUAGGUCUAAAAAGGACAAUUUAGGAUCAGAGAGGGACUCGAAUCACAGAACCCCAUCGGCUCUGCCAUGAACAGUGAGCAAUGCUGUGAGUGUAAGUGUACUGAUCUGAAGAAUCAGCUCACUUCUUCUCUCCCUUUGUUUUUUAACAUGUUUUUCUCCAUGCCAGUGAACCCUAACAAGCCCAGUGGUGGUUACCUCAUCAAAACCUCAGAGCAAAACGUGUGUAGCCUCUGCACACACUCUGCCCUCUGGUCAUAAAAUAUGAAGCAGAAGAAAAACAAUGUCAAAACAGCGGUGCUGUAAACUAAUCAGACUACAGGGCGUGUUCAAAAUGUGAUGACUGCAUAGCUACAUUCAUGUUUUAAUCUGUGCACAGAUGUGUAAGCCUCUUUUUUUCAAGUGCUUUAGAACUACUAUUGAACUUGGAUUGUGAAAAUGUUGGUGCAUGUGCCCACCAUACUUUCAUUAGUGUGCCACCAGAAUAAUUAUUAACCUUUUUCAAAAGAGAAUUAUAAGGAUUACACCAAGAGAAAUAUAAUUAUCUCAUCAUGUGCCAAUUAAUCUUUAAAGUGUGCUUUAUUGUUUUUUGGCUGGUUUUCUACUGCUCAGUUUAAUCUAAUAAUUGAUUCCCCUAAGGAUGCACCAUGAAAAGCUUUCUUUUUUGCUUGGCAGCCAAUAUGGAUUUUAACUAAUUAAAGUCUCUUUGCUAGGGAUGCAAUUUAAUUAUCAAUUUUCCUAAUAGAAUUUGAAUAUUUACUUGGAGGUCAGAUUAGUAUGACAUCAUGCGUCAGUUGAUCUAGCCUUAGCUUGGAAACCCUGAGUUUUCAGUUUCAUAAAGCUGCAGUUUAAUCAACUCUAAGUAGGUUCACUCAGAGUUGAACACUGGCGUAUCAAUUAUGAAACGUCAUUAUUAGUGGAGUCCUGAUUCAAGGAGUCACCAUGACUACAGAAAACAGGAGGUGCCUAUUUCACCCCACUGGAACUAGUUUUAUGCAGAAAUGAAAGUAAUAAAUGGAGAAUGCAUGUGAAAGACAGAGCAACGGCACUUGAUCUGCAAAGGAAGGGUAAAUGAUGAAGGAGAAGAUUGCUUCUUGAGUUGAUGCAUAUGAUUAUAUAAAGUCUUCUAAGUAGAAUGUUUUUACAUUUAUUAAAAAUACUCUCCUCUCAGUUGUCCCAUUUGUAGAUAACUAAAAUAAGAUUCUCCCUGGUCAAAAUCACCUAGUUGGACCUGUAACAAUAUAGUUUCUAAAUUACAUUUUUGCCAUCGAAAACUGAAUUUCAUAAAGUACAAAAUACAAAAUGGGAAUUCAAUUCGGUUCAGUUUAAUUAUAUAUCGCCAAUUCACAACACAUGUCAUCUCAAGGUACUUUACAGUUCAACAGAUCAUACAGUGAUCUGGAUGAGCUAAGGAU